Plutella xylostella (diamondback moth) is the source of this 1440-nucleotide messenger RNA. RefSeq names its product protein N-lysine methyltransferase METTL21D. The record is from RefSeq and is a predicted model, not a curated record. Lineage: Eukaryota; Metazoa; Arthropoda; Insecta; Lepidoptera; Plutellidae. Gene Ontology annotation, cellular component: protein-containing complex; cytosol.
AAACAAUGCGCAAGAAUUUGUAAAUAAAUCAAUCAAUACACACAUUUAAAUUCCCAUUUCUUUAAAAGAAAUUAGUGAGAUUAGUCUAUAUCUUUGGAUUAAAACAUAGAAAAAUGUCUUUCAGAAGAUCAAGCAUCCAAGAUUUAUUUCCUAGAGAAAUAGACAUAGAGGUGUGCCUUAAAACUUUGAAGAUAUAUCAAAAACUGGAAGGGGAUGUUAACUGUGUAGUGUGGGAUGCAUCGCUAGUUCUAGCUAAAUAUCUUGAAACUAUGUGUGUUGAUAACUCAGGGUUUUUAAGUGGAUUAAAAGUUCUCGAACUGGGAUCCGGCCUUGGGUUGGUGGGCCUAACAGCAGCCACUUUGGGGGCGCAAGUCACACUAACCGACUUGCCAGAGUCACUAUCACUUCUUCGAUUAAAUAUUACUGAAAAUAAAUCAAAAAUAUCCAGUAUGGGGGGUUAUGCCAUAGCUGAAUCUUUGAUUUGGGGGGACAGUAGUUCAGAUAUACAUAAAGAAGAAUUUGAUUUAAUUCUUAUGGCUGAUUGUAUAUAUUAUGAAGAGGCUAUAGAACCGCUACUGGAAACUCUCCUUCAGUUGAACAAGCACCUGGGUAAGACACCAAUCAUGUACUUAACACAGGAAAUGCGUGAUUCUGAAAUUCAAAAAAGGCUAUGGGACACCUUCUAUGAGAGAUUGAGUGAAAAUUUUAACAUUGAAAAAAUACCAGAAGAACAGCAGCAUGUUAAUUACAGAAGUUCCGAUAUUGUUCUGUUAAAAAUAACUAGGAAAUGAUAGGCAUAAGAGUUACUAAUUUUGAAUGUUAGCUAUUAAGUGGUCCUUAUGUAAACUGAAUUUGUAUGUAGGCAUUAUCAUUUAUAAUAUAAAUAAAAUAUUAAAGUAAAAAUUGGUUUCAUAGUUAAAGCAAGAAAUUAAUUAUGAAAUAAUGCAUUUGCAUACAUACUGUAGUGAGUACUUAUUAAAAAUUGUUUUAAGGAAACUAUAAGUAUACCUUCUUUGUAUAUUUUGUUAUUAAGCUUAUUCAAAUAUUUAAAGGCACUAUAAGUGCCUUAUUAAAAUACAUAUGUAUAUUUUACUCAACUUAUGUACUUACUUUUAUGGACAAGUUUCUGAAACAUUGUGCUUGUUAUUAACUAAAUACAUAGAUUUAUUUAUUUAGUUAGUCUUUAUAUUUACAUUAAACACAUCAAAAUAUCAGAACAUCCCGGUUAUAUCCCAGCCAGGCUUCAGCUGGGUAUGUUAUCUUGGGUCUCACGGGUUUAUCCUUCCUUUUGAAAUCAUUGACUGGUACACCACUUGGCUAUUCAUAUUGGCCAUAACUUCCAUUGGCUAUAUUUAGCAAAUAGGUAUUUUAUAGGCAAACACAGCAAUAAGUUUGGCGAAUAUACUGACCACACACGGAAGUUUUGGAAAAUACGAAUGG